AUGAAUCUUCAUAAGAGGAAAGUUCUUCACAACCCUCUGUGUAGCAUCUGCGGUGAGUACCCGGAAACAAUUGAGCACUGCCUGCUACUAUGCCCUUGGACUUCUGCUGUGUGGUUUGGCGGCCCCACUGGCUAUAGCCCAAAUAAACAGAGUAUAACUUCCUUGGAUGCUUGGCUGCUGGAGGUUGAUAAAAGGGUGAACUCUCUCUCUGGUGAUCGUGCCUAUGUUUUUCAACUUGUCACCCACCAACUGUGGGAAAUCUGGAAGCAUAGAUGUGAAAUUGUGGUUGCUCACGGCAGUCCUAAUCCUAUUGGUACAAUUGAGAGAACCCGGAGAAGCUUCGGUGAUUGGCUUCAUGCUGUUAAUUCAAAGUUGUGUCCACCUGCCAGGAUCUCCAGUAGCCAGUCUCUAAAUUCAAACUGGUACCCUCCUGACCCUACAACUUUUAAGGUCAAUGUGGAUGGAGCUUGGGAUGCAUAUAGCAAGAAGAGCGGUAUUGGCAUUGUUGUAAGAAAUCAUAGAGGCAAUUCCAUAGCUGGAGCUAGCAUCUAUAGUGCCCACAACUCUGCAAUUGAAACGGAAGCAGCUGGUGUGGUAAAGGGUCUGCAACUAGCUGCAUACUUAAAAAUUCAAAGCAUUGUUCUGAAGUGUGACUGCCAGGAGAUCAUUGCAGUGUUAGACAACCCCUCUCUAACUCCAAACUGGAGAAUCCUCCCAAUGAUCAAUAUGAUUACCCAAUUGAAGACUCUUUUUCCUGGAAUUAUAUGGAACUGGGUUCCCCGAACAGCUAACCGCGUUGCUGACGCCGCGGCAAAGCUGGCCAAGUUGAGGCUGUGCUCUCUUGAAUGGGCCAAUCGGCCUUCAGCCUCUCUUCUUUCAGUCUUAAGGAGUGAUGGCCUCCCAGGGCCCCUUGUAGUGUAG
Messenger RNA from Rosa rugosa (rugosa rose), 921 nucleotides. RefSeq lists its product as uncharacterized. The record is from RefSeq and is a predicted model, not a curated record. Bases 1 to 921 code for a protein of 306 amino acids. Gene Ontology annotation, molecular function: RNA-DNA hybrid ribonuclease activity; nucleic acid binding. Lineage: Eukaryota; Viridiplantae; Streptophyta; Magnoliopsida; Rosales; Rosaceae. The transcript has a single exon.